UUUCAGACUGGAGAGCAAAGACAAAAUCUGGAUGUGAUAUCCAUAAUAUGAGGCAUUAUGCAGGAAAUGUAUACCAGAAUGAAAGAUGUUAAUUCGGAUGUACAUACUGUUGAAAACAUGAUGCAGACUGUGACUGUCACGAAAAUCGUUGCCGACCUCGGAAUGAACUGGACUGAACUUCAUAAUGUACCAGUUCCUUUCCCUGCCAACAAAUAGCAUCAAAACUACCAAUUUCAAAUUGGGAUGAGAAACGUCGCUGCGAUACCGUCUAAGCGAUAUAAAAACCAAAUGUCUCAUUGUUCGGGACUUCCGUGUUCCUGGAAUCGGUUACUGCUCGAGUUGUAUUGUCAAAGUGGGUUCUUUAGUGUUAUCUGGGGACAUGCGGUGUAAACAGUGUUUGUUUCAGGAUAUUAACUCUGGUUUUUUACGAUGUCUGGACGUGGGAAAGGCGGUAAAGGUCUUGGGAAAGGUGGUGCUAAGCGUCAUCGCAAAGUCCUACGUGAUAACAUUCAAGGUAUAACAAAGCCGGCUAUUCGUCGUUUGGCACGUCGUGGUGGUGUGAAGCGGAUUUCAGGUCUGAUUUAUGAAGAAACGCGUAGCGUACUAAAGGUUUUCUUGGAAAAUGUUAUACGUGAUGCCGUGACAUAUUGUGAGCAUGCUAAACGAAAAACGGUUACGGCGAUGGAUGUUGUUUAUGCUUUGAAACGUCAAGGACGUACUCUCUACGGUUUUGGUGGCUGAAUUUGUUGAUAUUAAUGCAAGCUGUCAUACUUACAUAUUCAAACUUGUGACUGGUUAUUUGUUGAUGGCUUCAAAAUACUGCAAAUGUUUCUGAUGCAUAUGAUUUCGUAUUAGUUUGUAUAACAGUGCUUAUUGCUUUGAUGGGUUGAUGUGAAAACACUGGGCGUACAUGGAGAAUGCGAGGGUGGAGGCUGAUGAAAAAGGAAAAGGAUGAACAUUGUUUUUAACGUAAACUUGAAUUAACUAUGAGUAAAAUGUAAUUCUUAAGCACUGUGUAGUGCUGCGACUAAGGGAAUCAUUCCUUUUAGAUAGUCCUGCCAUAUCCCUAUCAAUAAUGUUCAAUAAAUUUGUCGAAUUCAUAAGGCAUAAGCAUCAUAUAACCUGUUUUGUUGGCAGCACUUUUUGACAGUUUAUAUAUAUUUUUAGAUUUAUUUUCUAUUCCUUUCUUUUUCUCCUAUCAUGGAUAUUUCCUUGCACUUUGUAAUUAUAUUGGGGACGGCUGCAAAAUGUU
Molecule: messenger RNA, 1252 nt
Organism: Loa loa (African eye worm)
Lineage: Eukaryota; Metazoa; Nematoda; Chromadorea; Rhabditida; Onchocercidae
Product: histone H4
Exons: 2
Coding region: 430-741 (103 amino acids)
Biological process (GO): nucleosome assembly
Cellular component (GO): nucleosome
Molecular function (GO): protein heterodimerization activity; DNA binding; structural constituent of chromatin
Source: RefSeq, a predicted model, not a curated record